Molecule: messenger RNA, 3821 nt
Organism: Limulus polyphemus (Atlantic horseshoe crab)
Lineage: Eukaryota; Metazoa; Arthropoda; Merostomata; Xiphosura; Limulidae
Product: NACHT and WD repeat domain-containing protein 2-like
Exons: 8
Coding region: 31-3252 (1073 amino acids)
Molecular function (GO): protein binding
Source: RefSeq, a predicted model, not a curated record
UAUCUUAGUAUAUUUUUCACUAAAUUCAAAAUGUACAGAUUUCUCGUUUGUCUGGUUAUUACAGUCGUAGAAGAUGAAAUAAAAACUAACGUUUCUUACUCGAUGACUAAGUACUGUUUGUGGGUUGAACGAAGAUAUACUCACCGUUCCAAGACCGAGGAAUCUGUAAAGGGUGAUAAAGAUCAUGAUAUUAGCCUUGAAAAAACGGCUGCUUUAAAGCUGGAGUCUCUGAAACUAUAUCUGGAUGAACAUCUUCCAGAAUCGCAGAAGUUGGUAUUUCGUGUUAAAUGGCACGAUGGCAGCAUUAAUCCAGAAGCUGUACCGGAACACAAGGAAUACUUAAAUAAGUUGUGUAAAACUGUGGAGGAAGAACUUUGUGCAAUGAUUGAUCGACUAUGUGAAGAAGACCUUAUUGAAGAGUCUCGUCAAUUGUACAAAGGUAUAGAAAAUCAACUGUAUACUGAACUUGUACAGCAGGCAGCAACUUGCAAGGCUCUUCUCUCUUCAUUUAUUGGCCGUCAAGAGUUUUUGUCAGAAUUACAGAAGUAUGUUACUUCAGAUUCUUCUCAUCCUAUCGUUAUCCAUGGACCUCCUGGAUGCGGUAAAACUGCCUUAAUGGCCCAGGCUUCACAACAGUGCUCGGAGUGGUUACCAGUUUCUCCCGUUAUUGUACGCUUUAUGGGUACAACUUCAGAAUCAAAAACACUAGAUCAAGCUUUGCGAAGCAUAUGUGAACAAGGAUGUGCUCUCUUUUGUGAACAUCCAUCUUUAGCGUCUAAGAGUGGCUGGGAACCACAAGAAGUUCUAGAGGUAAUUAUGGACAAAGUAACUUCGCACCAUCCUUUGAUCAUCUUCAUAGAUGGGUUAGACCAGGUAGCUUCAUUCAGCAGUAGAGACCUAAGGUGGCUGCCGGCCGAACUACCAAAACAUGUGAAAUUGAUAAUUAGUGUUCGGGAUGAAACCGUAGAAUAUCGGGAGUUGAAGAAUAACACGUUGAGUCAGACAGAAGGAAGCUUUAUGUUUCUUCCUGGAUUCUCUCAAGAAGAGAGCCUGUCUCUUGUGGAAGAAGUGUUGCAGAGGAAAGAUCGAAAGAUAACUGACGCGCAGUGCCAGCUCCUUCAACAGUGUUUUGACAAGUGUAGCUUACCCAUAUCUGUUGAGCUCUUAGCUCACCAGAGUUCUGAGUGGGUAAGUGCUCAAGGACCUGAUGACUUGAUAAUCAAACAGAUGCCAGAAGAUGUGUUUAUGGACACUGUAACAGAGAUAGAGAAGUACUUAAGUGGUGCCACCUUGGGUUUUAUAAUUGGGCUGUUAGCAACUGCUAAACAUGGACUUUCUGAUGCUGAAGUAUUAGAUAUUAUAACCUGUGAAAAAACGUUGUUAGAAACAGUGUUGCUUACCUUGGGUGUUUCUACUCCUAAAUAUUUUCCUAUCUUGCUUUGGUAUGUAGUUAAAAGAAAACUAUCUGUAUUUUCAAAUACAUCUAUAGUGGGUAGUAAAUGUUUAAUAUCUUGGAAAAAUUCAUUUAGGUGCUUGUGUGAACAGUACUGCCGUCAUGUGGGUGAGACCACCACCUCCAUUAGUGUUGCAUUAUUUAACUAUUUCCAAGGGCAAUCUGAAAGGGACUCCAGUAAGGAAAAAUCUUCAGAGAAUGUGAGUAACUUGGUGCUAGAUCAGCCACUUUUUUAUAAAUAUUAUCCAAAUCAUAGAAAAUUAGAUGAGUUGCCUUUCCACUGUUUGCAACACUUGGAAGACAACUGGGUUAGACAGAACUUUUUUUUAAAUACAAAAUGGUUGCAAAGUAAGUUACAAGGAUCUGAUCCCUAUCAGGUGCUAGAAGACAUUGCCAUCUAUCAGUCUCGUGUUCCAUCUGAUUCUGAUGUACUUCUCCUACAAAAAGUCAUUCAACUUUCCAGCUAUGCUCUUAGGUAUGAUGGAGUGCAGUUUUUGUCUCAAGUUUAUGGCCGACUAUCUCAAAUCAUGACUUCAAGUGAAAGUGAAAAAUUUCCCUGUGUUAGAACAAUGUUUCAUACUGCAUCUUGCCCACCAGUUCCUAGUCUUCUUCCUCUGAUGCCUUGUCUUUACGAACCAAAUCUACAUCAAGAACAUUACGUACAAGAAACUAAUGAUGUAAAUAUUGGAAGUUAUUUUUGUGGCUUUCAUUGGUUGCAAAAUGACUCGACUCACGUGAUCUCAUUUUCCACCCAAAGUGGAGAAAUAACGAUUUGGAAUAUUUAUGAACCCGCUCCCGUCAGAACAAUCAAAGGUAUAAUACAGCCUAAGAAUGUUAAGAUGAUUGAUUCUUAUCGUGCUUUGGUUUUGUGUAAUCGAGAACUCAGAGUUUAUGAUCUGAAUGAGGGGAAGCUUCUUGUAAAGUUGAAAGGUGUGAUGAACCAGAAGAUGGCAUACUUUGGCAUACAUAGCCAAAACUACGCUGUAGCACUUUCCAGGAACCGGAUGUACGUGAACAUGAUAAAUCUGGGAACAGGAGACCUAGAGACCACCUUUAAAGUUGGUGAAGACAGGUUUUUAAACAGCUUAUUAGUGAGUGACAACGGAAAGAUUUGUGUAUGUGGGGAUGAAACUCAAAAACCUUUCCCACUAUUGGUGUGGGAUUUAACCAACAGAAGGCUCUUGCACGAUCUGCGGAUACCAAACCACGAGUUUUUAACUCGUAUGUCGGCAAUCACCAGUGAUGGGCACUAUGUGGCGUGUGUUUGUAGGGAGUUGAGUGAUAGCGGUCCAACCUUCAUUAUCGUGUAUGAUCUCCAGAGUGGAACUUUAUUCAAGAAAUGGAAGCCUGAAAAUAGCAGCUGUAGUAUUGCCAUUUCUUCAUCAGGAGGCUGUGUUGUUAAUGGCUUAGAAAACACAUGGAUCUUGGUAUGGGAUUUGGCUAAUGGAGGAUGCAGGUCUAUAUUGAGAGGUCAUAGUGCACCUGCCGAUACACUUAAAAUGGAUGAAAGUGGAACUCGAUGCCUUUCGUUUGACUCAACUGGAAGAGAUAAAAGUAUCAGAGUGUGGGAUGUAGUUAAAGGUCAGUGCCUUGCAGUAUUUACACCUGAUCAUGACAUAUUGUGUUGCGAGUUCUCUCCUGAUGGUAGAGCAGUAGCGAUGGGUCUGAAAGGUAAAGAUAAACUAAUCACUCUCCUUCUCUGUCACUGUUGUACAGUUAAAGAUGGAAAGAGGAAGACUUCAGAUUUUGGAGACCCAGACAACAGAGGCAAGGUAUUUGAUGCAAGUGAAAAGGAGUAGGUGAAACAACUUAAAGAAAUUUAAUGAUAAUUUAAUGCAAUUUCAUUCUACUUACUUACACGCACAUGAAUGGUGUUAACACCUUUUUACUGUAAGACAUGAUACUUUAGAAACUGAUGUAUUAAAAAACAACUUUGUUUUGCCAUUCCUACCCGUAUUCAAACAUCUUGGGAACAUAGCGACUUGUUAGAGGACCGUUCUUUCUACUAGGAGUUGUAACUAUCGGGAAGUGAUCCUUGUAUAGCACUUAAACAAUUAAAAUUAAACGUGUUGGGAUCAUAUUUGAAAUGUUCAUUUAAUUUAUUUGUGACUUCUAGUAUUUCUUGUUUACACUGCCAUUAAUUUUUUUGUAAUUAUUUGCUUGGUUUGUUUAUGUUUUAGAAUUUUAAAAUGUGCUAAAAUAUUUUAGGAGUGAUCUUUUCAUUAACAACUAAGUGGCUUUGCUUUUUGGCAUUUGAUUUUGAUAAUUGCUAAUACCAAGUUUCUCUUAACUGGGUGAUCAGAAUAUUAAAUAUGAUGUUGAAUAAAUGACCUUUGAAUACACGGCUGAAGUAUUCUUCCUUACCCCC